Camelus dromedarius (Arabian camel) is the source of this 5583-nucleotide messenger RNA. It is a transcript of the gene EHBP1L1, whose product is annotated as EH domain binding protein 1 like 1. Lineage: Eukaryota; Metazoa; Chordata; Mammalia; Artiodactyla; Camelidae. The coding region runs from base 285 to 5162 and encodes 1625 amino acids. Gene Ontology annotation, molecular function: protein binding. Gene Ontology annotation, cellular component: filamentous actin; microtubule organizing center. The record is from RefSeq and is a predicted model, not a curated record. The transcript is spliced from 19 exons. Gene Ontology annotation, biological process: actin cytoskeleton organization.
UUCCGACGGGGGUGCGGCUCCAGGAAACGGCGCGCUCGCUGCUCCGCGCUCCAGCGACCCGACGCGCCCCAGACGACCCCGCCGACUCAGCCAGACCACCCGGCGGGCCCCAGCGGCGGCGGCGGGGAGAUCCGCCCCGGCUCCGCUCCUCGGACCCCUCCGCACGGACGGGGCGGGCGGCGCCAAUAGGAGCCCGGGAGGCCAUGGGGACCUGGGUCGGGCCAGCGGUCGCGGGCCAGCGUGAGCCCCAGGUCUGAGGAGUGGGCGGCGGGGCAGCGAGGGCCAUGACCUCGGUGUGGAAGCGCCUGCAGCGCGUGGGCAAGCGGGCCGCCAAGUUCCAGUUUGUGGCCUGUUACCACGAGCUGGUGGUGGAGUGCACCAAGAAAUGGCAACCUGAUAAGCUGGUGGUUGUGUGGACCCGGCGGAACCGGCGCAUCUGCUCCAAGGCCCACAGCUGGCAACCGGGCAUCCAGAACCCAUACCGGGGCACCGUGGUGUGGAUGGUACCUGAGAAUGUGGACAUCUCUGUGACCCUGUACCGGGACCCCCACGUGGACCAGUAUGAGGCCAAAGAGUGGACGUUUAUUAUUGAGAAUGAGUCCAAGGGGCAGCGGAAGGUGCUGGCCACGGCUGAGGUAGACCUGGCCCACCAUGCAGGGCCUGUGCCUGCCCAAGUUCCGCUGCGGUUGCGGCUGAAGCCCAAGUCGGUGAAGGUGGUGCAGGCCGAGCUGAGCCUCACUCUCUCGGGGGUGCUGCUGCGGGAGGGCCGAGCCACGGACGAUGACAUGCAGAGUCUUGCGAGCCUCAUGAGCAUGAAGCCUAGUGAUGUGGGCAACUUGGAGGACUUUGCUGAGAGUGACGAGGAGGAGGCUAAUGGUCCAGGGACCCUGGAGGUGCGGGCUCGUGUCCCCCAGCCAGAUGCCUCUCGGGAGCUGAAGACACUUUGUGAGGAGGAGGAAGAGGGCCGGCUCCAGCAGGCAGCUGCCAGCCCUUCUAGUGCUGAGGAUACCAGCCCAGCACCUGUGAGUGCCCCUGCGCCCCCAGCCAGGGCCUCCCGGGGCCAGGAGUCAGAACCAGCUACCAUAGCUGGGGGCCAGGUGGGGCCCAAGGCCCCCAGGCCCCCCAGAACCCCACCCGAGACAAGGUCCUCAAGACAGCCAGGCCAAGAUGUGGCCCCCACCCCGGCCCCUCGGCUCCGGAAAGGCUCUGAUGCCCCCUGGCCCCCAGUCCACCAAGAGGAUGAUGAGGCCCCCAAAGACUCAGGGGCUCCCCCAGCAGGAGUGGAUUCUGCUGUGGAGACCCAGGCCCUGGAAAGCCCUCAGGAAGGGACAGAAGCCCAGGGAGCAGGGCUGGGCCCAAGCACUGAGGACAGACACUCCAGCAAAGUUUUGGAAGGGCAGAAACCCAUGGCUGAGGAAGGGGGCAUUGGGGACAGGCCAGAGGCUAGUGGGGUGGCCACUGAGCAUGGGUUAGGAGUCAGAGAGGUGAAUAAGAAGAGGUCAGAUGUCAGAGCUUGGGAGGCUGAAGAGAGUUUAGGAAUAGGUCAAGUGGAUGCUCAGCGGAGGUCAAAUGUGAGACAUGUGGACACUAAGGGACCAGAGUCUACAGGGGUGACAUCUGAGGCAAGAUUCAAGGGGACUCCUGAGGCUCCUCCAAGGGGCUCUCAGGGGAAGACAGGCGUCAGGACCAGGGAUGAGGCUCACACAAUCCUGAGCCCACCUCCAGCAGAGCCUGCAGGGCAUUCCAGGCAUCUUGGUGACCUCAAGGGGAUCAGGGCUGCUGCAGGCCAGGAGAAAGAGGGUGCAGAGGUGAAGAACAGAGCCCUGGGUAUUGGGGGGACAGGCCUGGAGCAGGGCACCUCUGUUGGAGCAGCAAGUGCCAGUCCCCAGGUGAGCAGGUACCAAGGGGCCCCACUAGCAGCUGACCAGGGGGCAGUGUCUAGGGAUCUGAGGGUCUGGGAGGUAGAAACUGGGGAUUCAAGGGUCCCGGGACCAGAGACUAGGGUGGUAGAAUCAGAGUCACUGGGGACCCAGGAGAUGGAAGUGGGGGGCUCAGUGUUUCCACAGAUAGAGACCGAGACAGCAGAAGCAGAGAUAUUGGGGACCCAGGAGACAAAAAGAGUGAGAUCAGGGGUCCUGGAGUCAGAGGCUGCUGAGAUGACAGAGUCUAAGGAACUAGGGACCCAGAAAACAGGGGUAAGGAUUUUAGGGGUCCCCGGGACAGAGGCUGGGAUGGCAGAGUAUAAGGUACUGGGGACGCAGGAAACAGAGGCUGGGGGUUCAGGAGUUCUGGGGAUAAAGACUAGGGUGUCAGAGACGGAGAUAUUAGGGACCCAGGAGAUAUCUGGGGGUUCAAGAGUGCUGAAGAUAGAAGCUGAGAGAGCAGAAUCUGAAAUAUUGGGGGCCCAGGAGACAGAGAUGAGGUUUUCAGGGGUCUCAGAGAUAAAAUCAGAGAUAACAAGGACCCAGGAAACAGAGUUAGAAGGUUCUGAGGUCACAGGGUUUGAGACUGAGACAGCAGAAGCUGAGAUCCCGGGGACCCAGGAGACAGAGGUAGUGGGUUUAGGGGUCCCUGAGAUAGAGACUGAGACAGCAGAAGCUGAGAUAUUGGGGACCCAGGAGACAGAGGUAGUGGGUUCAGGGGUCCCAGAGAUAGAGACUGAGACAGCAGAAGCUGAGAUCCCGGGGACCCAGGAGACAGAGGUAGUGGGUUUAGGGGUCCCUGAGAUAGAGACUGAGACAGCAGAAGCUGAGGUCCUGGGGACCCAGAAGACAGAGGUAGGGGGUUCAGGGGUCCCAGAGAUAGAGACUGAGACAGCAGAAGCUGAGAUCCCGGGGACCCAGGAGACAGAGGUAGUGGGUUUAGGGGUCCCUGAGAUAGAGACUGAGACAGCAGAAGCUGAGGUCCUGGGGACCCAGAAGACAGAGGUAGGGGGUUCAGGGGUCCCAGAGAUAGAGACUGAGACAGCAGAAGCUGAGAUAUUGGGGACGCAGGAGACAGAGGUAGUGGGUUCAGGGGUCCCAGAGACAGAGACUAAGACGGCAGAAGCAGGGAUAUUGGGGACCCAGGAGAUGGCAUUUGGGGGUUCAGGGGUCCCAGGAACAGAGACUAAGAUAGUGGGGCCUGAGGAGACAGAAGUGGGUGAUUCAGGGUUUUCAAGGCCAGUGGCUAGAAUGGUAGAGGCUGAGGGACUGGAGACUCAACAGACAGAAAGUACCGUUUUAGAGGCUGAGAAAGCAAAGGCCAAAACUUCUGGGGUCCAGGAGGCAGAGACUGGACUCUGGAGGACCCUCAAAUAUGAGGCUUUAAGGGUCCCAGUCAUAAAGCAUGGAAUUUUAGAGUCCCAGGGAGCAGAGGCAGAGACUACAAUUUUGAGGGAACAGGAGGCAGAGGCUGGGGUUUGGGGGGUUUCAGAGGCCAGGUCUGGGGUUUGGGAAGCCAAUGAACCAGAGAUGGAGGUUCCAGGGGCUUCAGAGAACCAAUCUGGUAUUUUCGAGGCCCAGGAAGCAGAGGCUGGGGUCUCAGGAACCGAGAAGGGAAAAGAAGCUGAGGGAAACCUCCCAGAGGCCAGCCUGAUUGAGGCGCAGGUGGCCAGUGGGGCAGGGGCUGGGGUGCCCAGGCCCUUGGGGGCCUCUUCCCCAGAGGAGCCUGAAGAGGACAGGAGGCUGCCGGGCAGCCAGGCACCGCCUGCCCUGGUGAGCUUUAGCCAGUCCCUGCUGGAGUGGUGCCAGGAAGUCACCGCUGGCUACCGUGGUGUCCGCAUCACCAACUUUACCACAUCAUGGCGCAACGGCUUGGCCUUCUGUGCCAUCCUGCAUCGAUUCUACCCAGACAAGAUCGACUUUGCCUCCCUUGACCCACUCAACAUCAAACAGAACAACAAGCAGGCCUUCGAUGGCUUCGCGGCCCUGGGCGUAUCGCGGCUGCUGGAGCCGGCGGACAUGGUGCUGCUGACUGUGCCCGACAAACUCAUCGUCAUGACGUACCUGUGCCAGAUCCGCGCCUUCUGCACAGGGCAGGAGCUGCAGUUGGUGCAGCUGGAGGGCGGCGGCGGCGCCGGCACGUACCGCGUGGCUAGCGCCCAGCGGAGUCCGCCCGACGACCUGGACGCCAGCGGCCUGGCGCAGCGGCUGCGCGAGCAUCGGGCCGAGGCGACCCAGGAACCCCAGGAGGCCGUCACCCCCGCAGACGGAGUGGCCCCUGAGGUGGACUCCAAGGACCGCGGGGCCGUGGCUGCCCAGGAGGCGCGCUCCGCCGACGCCCCGGCCAAUGGGCAGGCGUCCGCGCCUCCGGGAGAGGGUCUGGUGAACGGGGUGGGGGCGCCGGGCGCCGCGGGCGGCGUGAAGCUGCGGCGGCCGACGGUCAACGCGGAGGCUGGGCCCGUGCCCCCUCCCCGCGCGCAUGGCUCCUUCUCCCACGUGCGCGACGCAGACCUGCUGAAGAAGAGGCGCUCGAGGCUGCGGAACAGCAACUCCUUCUCUGUGGACGAUCCGGACUCGGGAGCCCCGGGAGCUGGCGGAGCUGCAGCGGAAGGCAUGAGCCCUGACCCCAGCCCUGCCCCCGGCCCACCCACAGCCACAGCCCCACAGCAGUCCCCAGGUGGGACAUCAGAGGAACCGCCCCCAAGCCCAGGGGAGGAGGCUGGGCUGCAACGGUUCCAGGACACAAGUCAGUACGUGUGCGCAGAGCUACAGGCUCUGGAGCAGGAGCAGAGGCAGAUAGAUGGGCGGGCAGCCGAGGUGGAGACGCAGCUGAGGAGCCUCAUGGAGUCAGGUGCCAACAGGCUGCAGGAGGAGGUGCUGAUCCAGGAGUGGUUCACACUGGUCAACAAGAAGAACGCUCUCAUCCGGAGGCAGGACCAGCUGCAGCUGCUCAUCGAAGAGCAGGACUUGGAGCGGAGGUUCGAGCUGCUUAGCCGGGAGCUGCGGGCCAUGCUGGCCAUUGAAGACUGGCUGAAAACGGCCGCGCAGCAGCACCGAGAGCAGCUGCUGCUGGAAGAGUUGGUGUCGCUGGUGAACCAGCGCGACGAGCUGGUCCGGGACCUGGACCAGAAGGAGCGGACCGCGCUGGAGGAGGACGAGCGCCUGGAACGCGGCCUGGAGCAGCGGCGCCGCAAGCUGAGCCGGCAGCUGAGCCGGCGCGAACGCUGCGUGCUGAGCUGAGGCCGCGCGGGCCCAGACGUCUUCGCCCCUCCUGGUCCAACCGGACUGCAGCUUUUCUCGCCGCCGCGCCGGGUCGCCGCUUCGGCCCUGCGCUCGGGAGGACCGGACCCUCACGGAUGCCGCGCACGGCCGGUAGGGGCCGCCGUUACCCUUCAGGUGGAGGGGAAGCGCGAACCUUCGGGCCCCGAAGGACAGGAGCGGCUGGGCGGCCGCGCCGUCCGGGCCGUAUUUAUUAGUCCGUGUGAGUGUGUGUGCGUGUGUUCGCGGCGGGCGGAGGGUCCCAGGCGCACCCCCAGAGCUCUUUCUCGAGGGCAGGGCCCGGCCGGCCAGCCCCAGGGGAGAGGGAUGGCUCGUGAACUGCCGCGCCCCCGCCCUACCCGCCUUCCUGUUACUCGCGAGCAAUAAAGUUAGAAAGGCCAAA